This is a messenger RNA of Necator americanus (New World hookworm), 963 nucleotides long. RefSeq lists its product as uncharacterized. Bases 1 to 963 code for a protein of 320 amino acids. The transcript is spliced from 9 exons. Gene Ontology annotation, molecular function: NAD binding; phosphoglycerate dehydrogenase activity. The record is from RefSeq and is a predicted model, not a curated record. Lineage: Eukaryota; Metazoa; Nematoda; Chromadorea; Rhabditida; Ancylostomatidae.
AUGAAGAUCGGGAAGGUCCUGAUUGCAGACGAUAUCGAGAAGGAAUGCGUUGACUUACUACAUUCUAACGGGAUCGAAGUAACAGUGAAAACUAGGCAGUCGAAGGAUGAGCUGAAGGUGUCCUUGGCGGACCAUGAUGCUGUGAUCGUCCGAAGUGCUACCAAGAUCACAAGUGAGCUGAUUGGAGCUGGUGCCGCAGGUCGUCUUAAACUUAUCGGUAGAGCUGGCACGGGUGUAGACAACAUCGAUGUCGAAGCAGCAACGGCGAACAGAGUUCUCGUCAUGAACACUCCUCAAGCCAACUCACGAUCAGCAGCCGAACUCACUUGCAUCCUCAUCCUGAGCCUCACCAGGCACGUACCUCAAGCCGACGCCUCUAUGAAGGCUGGUAAAUGGGCGAGAAAGGAUUUCAUGGGAGAGGAAAUAUUCGGGCGCACUCUCGCAAUUCUGGGAUUAGGUAGGAUUGGAAGUGAAGUCGCUACGCGCCUUCGAGCUUUUGGGAUGCGAGUUGUUGGCUACGAUCCGCUGCUCACCAAAGAGCAAGCGGCAGCGAAAAAUAUAGAAUUAUUGAGUCUGGAGGAAAUUUGGCCUCAAGCUGAUUUCAUUACUGUUCAUGUUCCUCUUAUUCCAGAGACAGAGAAUCUCAUCAACGCUGAAACACUUAACAAGUGCAAGAAAGGAGUGAAAAUUAUUAAUGUAGCUCGUGGUGGAAUAGUUAAUGAGCAGGACCUAGUGGAUGCCCUUAACUCGGGGCAGGCAGGUGGAGCAGCCCUCGACGUUUUUGCAGAAGAGCCUCCAAAAUGCCGUCUCCUGGUUGAGCACCCGAAAGCGAUCUGCACUCCUCAUUUGGGGGCGUCAACUAUCGACGCUCAACUAAGAGUGGCCACUGAAAUUGCCGAAAACAUUGUGCAACUCAACAACGGAAAGGUGUUGGGAGUGCUCAACGCAAAACAAGUUCUAUAG